UGAUACGUUUUGCAGUUAUGCACAUCUUUCCUUGCUGCAGUCGAAUUUGGAGCCACAAAAAUCGUAUUACCGAGCUCAUCACCGGCACUUGAAAGCAGCAUCAGACACCACCAAAACACAAAUGUCCUUCCCUCCCGGCAUUUUCACGCGUGCCGUUGCCAUGGAGCUGAGUUGUUGCUUUUCUCCGGCUUACACAAAGUGGAAGGUUGUGCUUUAAAACAAAGUGAGGACUUGUUAAAAAAAACUUGGCAAAAGUGAGAGUGUCGUCGCUGUCCAGACGUGCUGCGUAUGAGAACAAAGUGCAAGGACUUUUUUAAAGUGUUUCCAGCCACGCAGCCCAUAAUGAGUGGCAGAGUGGCAAGCGGCCGCUUGCAGGUGCUCCAGAUCUACCGCCUGCUGCAGUACGUCCAUGAAGGGGAUACAGUGCAGAUAGAGAAGAUGGUCAAACUGGGGCAGGAAAACCUCAUCAAUCUCACUGAGCCACAAGAUGGCACAGGGGUGCUUCACCUGGCAGUUUCAGCCAACAAUCAGGACUUGGUGAGUUUCCUUCUCUCCCAGGGAGCACACCCCAACAUCCAGGACAAGAACGGCCGCACCCCGGUUAUGUUAGCUGCCGAGCUGGGCAAUGAUGCCAUAGUGACACUGCUGGUCCAAAGAAAUGCUAACCUCAGGCUAAAAGACAGCAAGGGCCAAGGUGUGCUGUUCUACUGUAUCUACCCCACCAAGCGCCACACCCGCUGCCUGCAGGUUGCACUCAAGUGCCAAGUAGACGUCAACGAUGUGUCAGCACAGGGGAGACAUGUCUUCCAGUUGAUGUGUGAAAAAGCCCAAGAGUGCACCCCUAUGUGUCUCAUCAUGCUGGGCGAAGGGGCAGACCCCAAUGCAACAAAUCAGAAAACAGGCGUCACAGCGUUAAUGGAGGCAGCCAGGGCAGGCUCCCUGGAGCUUGUCAGAGCAAUUCUAAAGAGAGGGGGAAACCCCAACGCCCUAGACCGGAAGCGCUUCACAGCUGUACACUAUGCAGCCAUGGGGGGCUUUUUUGAGUUGAUACAGGUGCUGUCUGCAUACGCAGCAGACAUGGGCGUGGCUAACCUAGAGGACUGCACAGCCCUCCACUAUGCUGCUGCCCUGGGAAAUGCUAACUGCUGCAAGUUCCUGGCACAGAGAGGUUGUAACCCAAAACUGAAGAACCAGGAAGGUUUGCUGCCACGUCAGAUUGCCAAGGACGCCGGUCACAAAGCGGCUGUCAAGGAGCUUAAGAAGGCCGAGAGGCAGCAGGGAAAAGGCCGCAAGCCCGACGGCGGCGACGGCCCCACUUCAGAUCUCUGGGCCCUGACCCUCCACGACUGGUCAUAUGAGCACGAGACUAAACUACGGCAAGCCUUGGGAAACCAAGCAGAAACGGUCACCACCCAGAUGUUUAUUUCUGUGUUGGAAGAAUUGAAAGCUCCGGUUGAACUAGACCAGCUCCAUGCAGUGAUCGCAGCCCAUGACAAGGACAAAAAGGGACGCAUCAAUGUUAGCGAUUUUCUCAAAGGUGUCAGGUACAUCAAGAAACCAUUUCUCGUCUCCACGUAUAUGCCUAAAAAUAAAAAGGGAGAAAAGGGUGGGAAAGGAGGUAAGAAGAAGGGCAAAUUUGUCCUCACUUUGCCCAUUUGCACCCUGCCGUCGGAGCUUAUGGCCCGGCGACCAGACGGAGGCCCGCCCAAAUACAUGAUAGAGACAUACUACAACUGCUCCGACGUCCAUCGAUUCGACCGCAGUCACACGCAAGAGCAUCCCAUAAUGAAUGACUCAGGGUGGUACAUAGAUAAGCCAGAUAAGGUCUAUGUCAGCAUCAACUACUGUGUGAAAAGUGGAGACCUGCAGUCUCUGGAGCUUGCUCUCAACCACGGGGUUCCAGUGGAUGUCCAGGACGAGUUCUACAAGACGCCGCUGAUGGUGGCCUGCUCCAGCGGCAACUACGAGGUGGCUCAGUAUCUCCUCACUCGUGGGGCGGAUGUAAAUGUGUGUGACCAGUUCUUCUGGACACCCCUCCACCACGCGGCUCACGCUGGCCAAGUGGAGAUUAUUGAACUUCUGGUGGAGGCCGGGGCCAAAAUAGAUGCCCGGGCCCUCAGUGGAGGUACGCCCCUCAUGCGGGCCAUUGAGAGCUCUCGACCCUCCUGUGUGGACUUCCUCAUCAAGGCAGGAGCCAGUGUCAAUGCCGAGAACAAAAAAGAACAAAACUGCCUCGACAUCGCCAGAGCGUUUGCAGACUCCAGGAUUAUAGACUUGGUCAAACAAAAGAUGGAUUCUCUGCCUAAACCAAAGGACGCAGCGAAGGGAAAGGGGGGCAAAGCGCCAAAGCCUAAACCGGCUAAGAGCGUUGCUGCAGAAGGUGCAGUGCUCAAAGAGACGUCAACUAUAGCAGGGAAGACUCCUCCUCAGAAGGAUACAAUGAGUGUCAUCAUGCAAAACACCAGGAUCACUACGGGAAAAACCAACGCGCUGGAUAUCUCCGUUGUGCCAAAAACGGUUUGGGGGAAGCAGCCCACCACCAGCCAGCUGAUGUCAAAGAUAGAGAGACGCAAAGAGCUUCUAUCCCUCGAGGUGGACUUUGACGACUUCAUGAUGCCUUUCAGCCAGAACAUCCAGAGGAAAACGCUGGAGCUGGCGAAAACCACAAACUAGACCAAAAGGACAAAGUUACAGUAGGCAGCAAGAGACACUCACACAUUUUGGAAUCAAAUAUCGGGUUCCAUUUGUAGGCCAACUCGGAGGACGGAAUUUCCGGCGUCAAAGUCGGAAACACGCCCCCUUGAAGGGAAGUUGGGCAAACUCGCAGUACCCUCAAAAUCCAACAUGGCUUCGCCCUGCAUCAACAGUAGUGAAAGCUGUAGUUACAUACAGUUAUUAGCCCUUAUCUGUCUUAUUUGUGUCUCACUAAAUCAGUUGUACACACAGUCCUGUCUAAAUUCUGUUGACAGGACUGUGUUAUGCUGUUUGUAUGCACAAAAAAAUCUGUUCAAUGCAUUGGUAUCUACUGGUAUUGUUAACAAUGGCUAAUCUGUCUAGAGCAAAUCCUACAAUGAAAAAACUGACUUGUAGUCAGUAGAGUUCUGAAAUAAAGGGAACACACCAAUAAGCUUCAUCCCAAAUUCCAUUCUAACAUGCCAUUUAGUAAAACAGAAUGUGACAUUUUUAAAGUUUGUCCGAAACCUUUGUAUAAAACUAAUAGUACGCGAAUUGCAUACCAUAUCGGGUAAAAUGUGACAGUAUGCAAUACUGAACAGUACACAUUGCAGUGCAGUAGUAAUAACAACGACCUAAGCAGACAGCAGCCAAGGAGCUCUUAAAUGCCAAUAACGCCCUAAUUGACAUUUCUACUUGUUUAAACGACUGUUGGUUGACUUUCUACAGUAAUUUAAGCAUUAUCAGGCGAUGCUAGAGCUGUCAGCAUGGGGUUACCAUGGUUAUACGUCUUCAACAACAAGCAGGCUCUCAGGAAGUGAAAUUUCAGUUGAUUGCGUCCGAAAAGAUACACAUUACUGCUUAUUUACUCAAAGUAUGUUGAACUAUCGUAUACGUAUUGAGUAUGAAGUGCAGGGUGUGCAAUUCUGCACGCAACCGUAGUUCUGUCAGACAACUCAGGUUUAAAAUGUUUCUUAUAACAGCAUAACAUGGUGUUGGAUGGCCAGAGUCCGACCUCAUCGUUCCUUGCAGUUUGGCUUACAUGAGAUAUUGGGGAGUGAUGAUAAAGUUUUCCCCCCUGGCUGGAGCCCGCAGGUGGAUGCCGGGGUGGUGGGGGGUCUAAUAGAAGGCAGUGAUACAGGUGCAGGGCAGCAGCAGCAUUGGCAAGGCAGAGAUGGGGAAAUGUGCAGCUUAAAAAGAGGGGGGGUGUUUAGAGAGUGAGUCAUGUCACGUGUGUGUGUGUGUGUACAGCGGUGCAGCUCGAGUUGGCUGCCUGUACUAGCCCACAGGCAGCGCCCCAUUCUGUUAGCUGAGUCGGCUGGCCACAUGCAACAGUCACAGACGUCACAGUUACUUUGGAUUCAUCUUUUUUUCAUCAAAAGCAUCACAAACAAAGUUGGUUACUAACCAAAGUUACCUAACUUCUCAUUUUUAAUCGUGUCAUUCAGUAUAAGAACAAUAUCAAUACAUAUUUAGAAAUUAUUUGGACAGUGCAUGUAUCAUUUCAUCACGCUAACUUACCAAAGGUAAGCAAACUGCUUUUAUAAAUAUUCAAACUUCAUGCCACACAGAUUAAGUAACAUCUCACUUAAAAAAAUCGUUUUGUUAGGUGUACACCGUUCAGUACUGUAUAUUCAUAAUGUUCAGCAGGAACUGUUUGUACUGUAUUUCCUGGCAAUUGUCAAACAAAACAAAAAUCUAACAGAUGUACUGUAUAUGUUUUGUCAAUACACUGAAACAUCCACUGAAUACAAUAUUUUGUAUUUAAAUACAGAAUUUGUGGCUACAUGACUUAUUCUGCUUUUAUCUUGGUGAAACUGAGAGCCAUUUUCGUAAUUAUAACCUCGUGACCCUAACCUGUUAAAGGAAAGGUUGACAGUUGUUCAAGUUAAUUGUAAAACAACACUCAGUUGACCAUAUAGCAU
Molecule: messenger RNA, 4598 nt
Organism: Etheostoma cragini (Arkansas darter)
Lineage: Eukaryota; Metazoa; Chordata; Actinopteri; Perciformes; Percidae
Gene: ankef1a
Product: ankyrin repeat and EF-hand domain containing 1a
Exons: 11
Coding region: 289-2673 (794 amino acids)
Molecular function (GO): protein binding; calcium ion binding
Source: RefSeq, a predicted model, not a curated record